Naegleria gruberi is the source of this 1317-nucleotide messenger RNA. Its product is annotated as renal dipeptidase family protein. Gene Ontology annotation, molecular function: metallodipeptidase activity. The transcript is spliced from 3 exons. Bases 2 to 1315 code for a protein of 437 amino acids. Gene Ontology annotation, biological process: proteolysis. The record is from RefSeq and is a predicted model, not a curated record. NCBI's taxonomy places the organism in Eukaryota, Heterolobosea, Eutetramitea, Acrasida, Naegleriidae.
AAUGUCUGCUGAUCGAAUGUUUUUUGAAAGUUUGGCAGGAACACUGAUAACAUCAAUGAUGUUCCUUGUAAUCUUUGGUGUGGUAAUCUUUCCGAUGUCCCUUUUAUUUAAAAUUGGUAAGAAAUCCGUUUCCUCCCUGAUCAGAUCUUUUGUAUUGAGAAGUGUCUUGUCGAUGGUUUUUCUAUUUGUUGUCUUUCCGUAUGGAUUUGACAAGAUUUCAAAUAGAGUUGAUAAAAAGUAUUUGGAUUUAUUAGUUUUGGAAAAUAAGAAUGCACAACAAGUACAUGAGAAUAUUCCAUUUAUUGCUGAUUUGCAUGCGGAUACAUUAAUGUGGAAACAUAGAGGUAGUUUCUUGAAAUCUGAAAUGGGACAUGUGACACUUUCCAAGAUGCAAAAGUCCAACAUGGCUCUUCAAACAUUUGCUGUAGUAAAUUCAAUUCCACACACAUUGAACAUGCAAAACAAUGUCAAUUAUACUGACAUAUUCCCAUUCUUGAUGUUUGCUCAACUCUAUGAAAGGGAUGCUUGGUUUUCUCCUCUCUAUAGAGCUAGAGCUAUGAGUAGAUUACUCCAAUCCUAUGAAGAUGAAGGAAAUGGACUUGUUACCUUUAUUAAGAAUCAAAGAAAUCUUGAAAAUUUCUUGGAGAGAAGAAAGACCAAUAAGAAUCUAGUCUCUGGAUUAUUGUCCGUUGAAGGAGCUCAAGUUUUAGAAUAUAAUUUAGACAAUGUUCAAAAGUUAUAUGAUUGGGGAGUUAGAAUGUUUGGAUUGAACCAUUUCACAGAUAAUCAAGUUGGUGGAUCAUUGCAUGGAUCAGAAAAGUAUGGUCUCUCAGAAUUUGGUAAACAAGUAAUCAAGAAGGUUGUUGAUUUGAAUAUGAUUAUUGACAUGGCUCAUGCUUCUGAAAGUCACAUGAAGGAUGUUCUGGAUUUGACUGAACCUUGGAAUACAACAGUUAUCGUCUCACAUACAGGAGUUAAAAGUGAUUGUAACCAUACAAGAAAUAUUUCAGAAGAAGUGGCAAGAAGAAUUGCCAAGAGAAAUGGUGUUAUGGGUAUUGCUUUCUUUGAAUUUACUACUUGUGGUUUUGGCUUUAAAUCAGUUGCCAAGACAAUGAAACAUAUUGCUAAUAUGGUUGGUGUGGAUCAUAUUGCUUUAGGAUCUGAUUGGGAUGGAGCUAUCAAUGCAUUUGGAGCUGCUGACCAUUUGGUUUAUCUGACAGAUGCCCUUAUUUCAGAAGGUUUUAAUCAAGAAGAGAUUAACAAGAUUAUGGGUGGAAAUGUGUUGAGAGUUUUGAGAAGCAACUUGCCAAAAUAAAA